GAUCAUGUGCGCCUCACUCACACUUUAGUAAAUUCCCUAUCUUAACAGUAAGCAGUCCAGCAUAUGCCUUUGCAUGUGCCAUAUGCGAUCUUCUCGAUUGAUCCUCAAGAACACUCGAUCUCUUAUCUGUAACCCAUCAUCUUCAACUCCAUAAUUGCAUCCCAUCUCCAAAAACUUCAUUAAAAAAAUCCCACCCCCUUUGUUUUGAAUAUUUUAACUCUUCACCAAACAAUGGAGUCUUUAUUUCCUCCCAUGAUUUCUUUUCCCAUCUCCAUGAAUGUUUCUGUCCAUCAGUUUCAUUAAAUUCUUGGCCUUUCUGGGACUCCUAGGUUUCUCUCUCUUCCUCUGCUCUAUUCUCAUGGAAAUCCCCGAGGGAACGGGAACCGUACCGGCAACAACUGAGGUUCAACUUGCCCAAAAGCACGUUUAUUCGUUGUGGGCGGUUCCACCGGAUGACGUUGCGGAGAGGCUCAAGAAAUUAAUGGACGGUCUGAGAUCGGAGUUCGGUGGUCCCCAGUUCGAGCCCCAUGUAACUGUUGUGGGGGCCAUUAGUUUAACGGAGCAUGAUGCUUUGGAGAAGUUUCGAUCUGCUUGUGAUGGGCUUAAGGCUUAUACUGCCACGGUCGAUCGAGUGGCCACUGGGACUUUCUUUUAUCAGUGCGUUUAUUUGCUCAUCCAUCCAGCGUCCGAGGUCGUGGGAGCUAGUGCACACUGUACUGGGCAUUUUGGGUACAAGAGUUCUGCUCCCUACAUGCCUCAUCUUAGUCUCCUAUAUGGAGAUCUAACAGCUGAUGAUAAGAAAAAGGCUCAAGAAAAGGCCAAUAUUCUUGACGAGAGCAUCAAUGGCCUGAGCUUCCGGAUAAGCCGCCUUGCACUGUGGAAAACAGACACUGAGGACAAUUCCUUGAAGUCGUGGGAGAAGAUUACAGAAUGUACCCUCAGUCCCAACUAGUUCCCCUUCUAUUUUAAUGAUUUUAAUUUGCAAUGCUCAAUCCGUAUUUUAUGUUCGACGGUAUACCAGUAAUUGUUAGUGUUAUUAUUGCAAAAAAUACAACCAUAUGCACUUGCAGAGGUUUGUAAUUAAAUUCACAUAAAGGAAUUCUCUGUUUAGACUUUAGAA
Molecule: messenger RNA, 1120 nt
Organism: Hevea brasiliensis (rubber tree)
Lineage: Eukaryota; Viridiplantae; Streptophyta; Magnoliopsida; Malpighiales; Euphorbiaceae
Product: cyclic phosphodiesterase
Exons: 3
Coding region: 278-952 (224 amino acids)
Biological process (GO): cyclic nucleotide metabolic process
Molecular function (GO): 2',3'-cyclic-nucleotide 3'-phosphodiesterase activity
Source: RefSeq, a predicted model, not a curated record